CCUUAAGACAGUUUCUCCUUGAAACACGUCUUUUACAGACAGAUACAUACGGGAUAAACACAUGGUGCAAUCGUUUGCAUGCUGCCUAACCUGCACUAACUUGCAGUGCUGCAAUCUGCAGUUAGUCAUGCCUUUCGCCAGCAACACAGGCAAAAUCAGCAGACAAGUAGAACUGAGGAGGAGACUCAGGUUUAUUUUUAAAAAGUGUAGACUUGCUAAUUAUGAAGGUAUUCCAGAAGAUUACACAUGGAUGUGCUAAGGUUUUGGCAUUAUUAUCCUGUUUUUCUCUCUUGGCAUUCUACUUCUAUCUCUAAGUUAGCUCAUGAUCUAACAAAGCAUUUAAGUGUGUGUAACUUUAAAUAAGUAUUUCCACAGACCUCAGCAGGAAUAGUGAGGUGUUAAUGGCAAUGUCCAUGCCUAUGUGGUUUGCUUGAUUGCUGGUUUAUGCACUGAGGGCAGUAUCAUACAUAAAGUUUAGAUUAAAUGAUCCCUUUUUCUCCUCCUGUUUAAACCUGAUUACAUUCAGGUUUCCUUUUACACUUUGCAGAAGGGAAUAAUGUAUGCAAAUACUGCCUGUGCCUACAUAGACUUAACCUCUUUUUCCUCCUUUUUGAUCUCUAUAAUUGUGACAAUUUGUCUACGAGUGCCGAGUAGCAGAAACUCUUCCCCAGGGACUGGCCUAAGGGCGCCUUUUUCAGUGGUCCUGCGGACUGGGGCAGAUCCUUGUUCUUCUGUUUCUGGCUGUAUCCUCUCACUCGGGUGCUCUUCCUCUGGUUCCACUUCUGUGGAGAUGAGAGCUCAAGCAGCACAACUGAGGGAGCAUCAAGAGCUCCAUCAGGCUGUGGCCACCAGAAGCGAUGCCUGUGAAGCCGCUGCURUAUUUCCUCCCGGCUGCUGGGCCAGCAAGGCGGGCGAGAGGAGUCCAAAGCUCCACUCUGUGCUGCUCAUUCCGAUCCCUGUGUCCRAGCCUGCUGCCCCCACACUUGUGCUGCCAAACCUGUUUGCGCAUCUGUACUGCCAACAAAUCCUCGUCCGCCUCUUGGGAGCUGUAGCAUCCAAGCCAGGAACCAACAGCUGGCAGUCUGAAUGCAGCCCUCUGCCUACGUCUAUGUCUGUGGGCUGUGAAAGACAACACUUCGMCUUUACAGACACUAACUAACCCUCAAUAAAACACACAA
This is a messenger RNA of Nothoprocta perdicaria, 1178 nucleotides long. RefSeq lists its product as uncharacterized. Lineage: Eukaryota; Metazoa; Chordata; Aves; Tinamiformes; Tinamidae. The record is from RefSeq and is a predicted model, not a curated record. The transcript is spliced from 4 exons. Bases 557 to 1159 code for a protein of 200 amino acids.